AUGGCGGGUAAUGCGCGCUCCGGGGCCGGUUCUCCGUCGCACGACUUGGCUGGGUCCAGCCGGCUCUUUUCCAAAAGAGCUCGCGAAAUCCAAGCCCAAGAAGGCAUCCCAGGUCUGCCACUCAACCCAUGGGGUGGCCCUCCUACAAGCGGAAAUUCGACUCCUCUUCGCGAGAACAUUCCUGAGUCUCCCACCGACGGCUUUCCUGACUUUGGCCACCUUCCGACUCCCGAAAGUAUGCCUCACACUGGCAGAGCUCGGGCCGGCACAGUUCCUUCUCGAUUGCCCGGCGGUCCGGUCAACGGCCUCUUAAAUAUCCCUGGACUGACCGUCAAAUCUGCUCGAGUUACUCCGGCCCAAAGCCCAUUCGGCAAAUCGCCGUCGCCAAACCUUGACCAUUCCGACGGUGCAACCGGUGGUUCUGCUCUUCUUUCUCGGCUUCGUGCCGGGUCUAUGCCACAGCGUAGCCAAUUCAGCACACUCCCGGGUACGACCUCGCCCUUCGGUCCCUCCAUCUUCAGUAGCUGGAACCCCGCCGGUGUUGGUCGUGAGCGAGGGUCAACUCUGGCAAGCAUCGCAAGUGUUGGUUCCAACGGACCCAGUUCGCCUUCCCAGUCUCAGUUCUCCAAGGAAGGCGGCGGUGACUCUGAUGUGCAUAUGCGCACACUAGACUACCUCGGUCUUGCUGAAACCCCUCAGCCUCCUCGAGCUCAGUUGGCGACGCCCUACAUGGCCAACCUGGAUUUCACCAGGCAGUCGAAUCGCUUCAGGUCAUAUUCAGUCAACAAUAAAGACAGGUACGCCGAUGAAGAAGAUGACUACGAUGUUGAUGGCUUGCCCAUGGAAAGCCAGUACGUUGCUCUCCAGGAUCAGUUAGCUGCCACGAAUGCGGCAAUUCACAGCCACAACCUGGCUGUUCAGGCGUUUGUAAACCAGGCCACGGCCACUCGUCCUCGCGCUCGGACUGCUGGUGUUCUGGAAGCUCCCGGCAACCGGUUGUCUCGAGCCCACAUUCCCAGCAACGUCGGAAUCCCUAGCUCGGUUGCUCCCGCCGAAAUUCGCUUGCAAGAUGGAAAGGAAUAUGAUGACCUUCCUCAGGCAAUUGCUGGCAUGAACCUUGGCAGGUCCAACAGCCGUAACGCUGGUCUUCUCAAUGCAGAAGAACAAGGGUUGGAAGGUCCCACAAGUGCGUUGUGGCUCGGCGGUAUUCCGACAUCGACCACUACAUCGACCCUGAUUGAAAUGUUCAAGUGUCAUGGCCCAAUUUCGUCGGCUCGUGUGCUCACACAUAAGAACUGUGGCUUUGUCAAUUUCGAGAGGGUAGAAAGCUCGGUAGCAGCAAAGGCUUCAAUGAACGGCAAAGAGAUCUUUCCUGGUGCUGGGCCAAUUCGGAUCAACUUCGCCAAGCCACCCUCAGCAUCUAAUACCCCAGGCCAUGACGGCGUAUUCCCAUCUCCCAGCCCCGAUCCGUUUGCGAAGGGUCAGGACAAUGCCAGUGGGCCUGGGCUCACGACUUCUACCGAUGGUACCUUGACAGUUAAUGGGGGUACUUCUACUCCAACUGUGCCACCCAUGGCCGAUUUAGCCGAAGACAUGAUGGAGAUUGUGACGCAGUUCGGAGCAACAGAUGAAGACAAGGCAGCUGUUUCACAGUAUAUUCAAUCAGCGACACAUUACACAGCCUAUGUCGAGGAGAUUCCUCCUAUCCGUGAGCCCACCCACACGAGGGUUCAUGACGCCCCGAAACUCAGGGACAUACGAAAGCGUAUUGAUAAUCAACUCCUGUCGAAGCCUGAGAUUGAGAACAUUGCCGUCGACAUGCUUCCCGAGAUUGCGGAGCUCUCCUCAGACUACCUUGGCAACACUGUUGUUCAAAAGCUUUUUGAACACUGCUCUGACCAGAUCCGAGACGCCAUGCUUGCAGAGAUUGCGCCGCAUUUGGCUGAAAUAGGAGUCCACAAGAACGGUACCUGGGCAGCACAAAAGAUUAUAGCCGUCUGCAAGACACAUGAGCAGAAGACCACAAUUGUUGAGCACCUCAAGGCGUACACUGUGCCCCUAUUCCUUGAUCAGUACGGCAACUAUGUACUCCAGGGCUGUUUGAACUGGGGACCUCCGUAUAAUGAUUUCUUCUUCGAGGGAGUUGUUAGCCGCAUGUGGGAAAUUGCUCAAGGCCGCUGCAGUGCUAGAGCCGUGAGAGGAUGUCUGGAAUCCAAACUUGGCACAAGGGCUCAAGACAUGGUUGUCUCCGCGGCCACUGCCAUACACAGCGCGCAACUAGCAACCAACUCCAACAGUGCACUGCUCUUGACGUUCUUCCUGGAUUCUUGUUCGUUCCCAAAGAAGCGCACAGUCUUGGCCCCGCGCCUGGUUCCUCACCUGGUCUACCUUUGCACCCACAAAGUGGCUUAUGUUACUGUUCUCAAGAUCAUCAAUCAAAAAGCUGAACCGGAGGCUCGAGAUAUUAUACUCAAAGCGCUUUUCUUUUCACCCAACGACCAGGUCCUUGAGGCCAUUCUUCAUGAUCCCAACUGCGGCGCCACGCUGAUCUUCAAGGUUUUAACAACCCCAUUCUUUGACGAGAGUACUCGGACCCAAGUCAUAGAAAACGUCAAGACGGUCCUCCUCAAGAUCAAGGCUCAGCCUAAUCAGGGAUACAAACGAUUGAUGGACGAGGUUGGUUUGUCUACCCGAGCUGCUCCCACUCGCGAAAACAGUAGCACUUCCGAGGGCCGACAGAGACCAACGUCUCGACAAGCCAACAACAGAACCAUUAAUGGCCAGCAUGCCCAGGGUGGACAAUCCAACAACCAGCCCUUCUUCAAUGCUCUUAACGCUCAGCCCAGUGCGGCCGGCUUAGAGACAGGGUAUGGCAAUCAAAGAGGUGACACCGCCGACGCCAACGUUGCUGCAUUCCAACAGUAUGGGCAAGGCAUUAUGUAUGGCACCCCAGCAGGUCCUAUGGCUCCAGCCGUGAGUUUGCAGCAGCUCCAGUACCAGCAGAAUAUGUUGAACCGACCAACGCCGCAAAUGACGUACAGUUAUCAGACAAUGCAAGCCCCGUACGCAACAUAUGGCGCACCCCCAGCUCCAGCUGUUGAUCAGUAUCGCCAGCCAAACUUGGCCAACGGAAGUCCUAUUCAGCCUCCGACAUCUCAGAUGCCCCAGAUACCAACUGGGCAGCCGCCCUAUGCUCCUCCGGGCUUUGGCGUAGGGCUCGGCGGAUACAGCUAUGGCAAUAUGGGUGGGAUGCAAAGCAUGGCGUACAUGCCUCAGGAUCAGAGUAACAAUCGACGUGGUGGUCGCAGAUGA
Molecule: messenger RNA, 3312 nt
Organism: Metarhizium brunneum ARSEF 3297
Lineage: Eukaryota; Fungi; Ascomycota; Sordariomycetes; Hypocreales; Clavicipitaceae
Biological process (GO): nuclear-transcribed mRNA catabolic process, deadenylation-dependent decay
Molecular function (GO): RNA binding
Source: RefSeq, a predicted model, not a curated record